Messenger RNA from Ctenopharyngodon idella (grass carp), 8572 nucleotides. RefSeq names its product citron rho-interacting kinase-like. Gene Ontology annotation, biological process: mitotic cytokinesis; actomyosin structure organization; peptidyl-threonine phosphorylation. The transcript is spliced from 50 exons. The coding region runs from base 164 to 6523 and encodes 2119 amino acids. Gene Ontology annotation, cellular component: cytoskeleton; cytoplasm. Gene Ontology annotation, molecular function: protein serine/threonine kinase activity; ATP binding. Lineage: Eukaryota; Metazoa; Chordata; Actinopteri; Cypriniformes; Xenocyprididae. The record is from RefSeq and is a predicted model, not a curated record.
GUCGACCAAUGAGCUGUCGCGCUGAACGCGCAAAAUUUGAAAUUUAUCAGGAAACGGUUUCGGUUUUCAGUCAGUCAGUGAAUCAGUCAGUCAGUGAGCGAUGUUCAUCUAAACGAGAUUUAUUUCUUUUAUUACUUCAAAUAUUCUCACAUGAACAUUUGUGAUGUUGAAGUUUAAGUAUGGAGGUCACAGCAGUGUUAAAGAUCUGGCGGCAGGCGACUCCAUCACAAGCCGCUGCGCUCGACUCAAUCAGCUGCUGCAGGGGAAGUGCAGUGUGUCGGGCUCUGCAGGAGUGAACGGAGUGACCAGAGAAGGACUGAUUGAUGCCUUGCUGCUGCUCUAUCAAGAGUGCGCCACCCCGGAGCUCAUGAAGAUCAAACAUGUGGCCAACUUUGUCAAUAAAUAUUCUGAAGUGGUGGCUGAAGUUCAGGAACUGCUCCCUGGUAAGAGGGAUUUUGAAGUGAGGGGGAUCGUGGGAAGGGGACACUUCUCUGAGGUGCAGGUCGUGAAGGAGAGAGCGACGGGAGAUAUGUACGCCAUGAAGAUCAUGGAGAAAACCAGCCUGCGUUCUCAGGACCAGGUGGCGUUCUUUGAGGAGGAGAGAACCAUCCUGGCCUUGAACUCCAGUCCCUGGAUCCCUCAGCUUCAACACGCUUUCCAGGACCAGGACCACGUCUAUCUGGUGAUGGAGUAUCUGCCCGGCGGUGACCUCAUGGCUUUGAUGAACAGAUAUGAAGAUCAGUUAGACGAGUCGAUGGCUCAGUUUUACCUGGCGGAGCUCGUUCAGGCCAUUCACACGGUCCAUCAGAUGGGAUACGUUCACAGAGAUAUUAAACCAGAGAAUGUUCUGAUCGACCGCACGGGUCACAUUAAACUGGCCGACUUCGGAUCGGCAGCCAGACUGACGGCUAACAGAACGGUGACGUGCUCCAAACUCCCGGUGGGAGACUUCCUGGCCCCUGAGAUCCUGUCCGCACUCAACGGAGGGACGACUUGCAGCUACGGCCCCGAGAGCGACUGGUGGUCCCUGGGCGUCAUCGCUUAUGAAAUGAUCUACAUGAAAUCGCCCUUCGCUGACGGCACGUCCACAAAAACCAUCAACAACAUCAUGAACUUUCAGCGUUUUCUGAAGUUCCCAGAGGAACCUAAAGCCAGUGCUCAGUUUGUCGACCUGCUCCAGAGUUUGUUAUGUGGAUCACGGGAGCGUCUGGGAUACGAAGGCCUGCGGUCGCAUCCGUUCUUUUCCUCCAUUGACUGGACUAACCUGAGACACGCGCUCCCUCCGUUUGUUCCGUCUCUGCGUUCCGAGGAUGACACCUCCAAUUUCGAGGAGCCCGAGAGGCCCCUGCGCCCCUCCACCGCUGCCCAGCGGGAUCAUCCUCGCUCAGGCUUCCACGGACGAGACCUGCCCUUUGUAGGGUGGUGCUUCAGUCGGGCUCUGACCGCACUGGCCAAGUCUGAAUCGGUUGGCGCCGGGCUCAACUCUCCUGCCAAGACCAACUCCAUGGAAAAAAAACUUCACCUCAAAAGCAAAGAACUGCAAGACACUCAAGACAAAUGUCACAAGAUGGAGCAGGAGAUCUCGCGGUUUCAGCGUAAGAUGACUGACCUGGAGUCAGUCCUCCAGCAGAAGGAUGUGGAGCUCAAAGCCUCCGAGACCCAGAGGAGCAUCCUGGAGCAGGACCUCGCCACCUACAUCACCGAAUGCAGCAGUCUGAAGCGCAGUCUGGAACAGGCUCGUGUUGAAGUGUCACAGGAAGAUGAUAAAGCUCUCCAGCUCCUCCAUGACAUCAGAGAGCAGAGCAACAAACUCCAGGAGAUCAAGGAGCAGGAGUAUCACGCUCAGCUGGAGGAGAUGCAGGUGACCAUCAGACAGCUGGAGGAGGAUCUGUCUGCCGCCCGCCGCCGCAGCGACCUGUACGAGACCGAGCUGCGAGAGUCACGACAGACCAGCGAAGAGCUGAAGAGGAAAGCGGCCGAAUACCAGCAGAGGAUCCAGAAGGCGAAGGAGCAGGGGAAAGCGGAGGUGGAGGAGCUGCUCUCUAAACUCGAGAAGACGAACGGCGAACAGCAGCUGAAGAUCCAGGAGCUGCAGGAUAAACUCUCAAAGGCGGUGAAGGCGAGCACUGAAGCCACGGAGCUGCUGCAGAACAUCCGUCAGGCCAAAGAGCGUCUGGAGCGAGAACUGGAGCGUCUGCGCUGUAAAUCUGACCCCAGUGACACACUGCGCAGACGCCUGCGAGAGACCGAGGAGGGCAGAAAGACUUUGGAAAACCAAGUGAAGCGUCUGGAGAUGGUGGAGCGUCGAGAGAAUAAACUGAAGGACGACAUCCAGACUAAAUCCCAACAGAUCCAACAGAUGGCUGAGAAGAUACUGGAGCUGGAGGAGAACUUGCGGGAGACGCAGGCGACGGCGCAGAGGAUGGAAGCACACCUGGUGCAGAAAGAGCGGCUUUACGAGGACAAAAUCAAGGUUCUGGAGGCUCAGAUGAAGGCGGAUCUGGCUGAUAAAGAGAGUCUGGAGCAGAAACGAGCUCAACACGAGGAAGAGGCGCGUGAGAAAUGCAAACUCAUCAGUGAGCAGAAAGCAACCAUCAACGCCAUGGACAAUAAGAUGAAGAGUCUGGAGCAGCGGAUCGCUGAGCUCUCCGAGGCCAAUAAACUGGCGGCCAACAGCAGCAUUUACACACAGAAAAACAUGAAAGCUCAGGAGGAGAUGAUCUCAGAGCUGCGGCAGCAGAAGUUUUACCUGGAGUCUCAGGCGGGAAAACUAGAAGCUCAGAACGCCAAACUAGAGGAACAUCUGGAGAAGAUGAGCCAACAGGAACAGAGCAGGAAGAGCCGCAUUUUGGAGCUGGAGACCAGACUGAGAGAGAUGGGUCUAGAGCAUGAGGAGCAGAAGCUGGAGAUCAAGCGUCAGGUGACGGAGCUUACGCUGUCACUACAGGAGAGAGAAUCUCAGAUCAGCAGCCUGCAGGCCGCGCGACACGCGCUGGAGAGCCAGUUACAGCAGGCCAAGACUGAACUGGAGGAGACGACGGCCGAGGCCGAGGAGGAGAUCACUGCACUGAGAGCCCACAGAGAUGAGAUUCAACGCAAGUUUGACGCGCUGAGGGACAGCUGUUCGGUGAUCACAGACCUGGAGGAGCAGUUGACCCAGCUGACCCAGGAGAACGCAGAGCUGAACCGGCAGAACUUCUACCUGUCCAAACAGCUGGACGAGCUGACGGUGGAGAACGAGGAACAACAGCAGCUCAGUCAGGACGUGGACCGUCUGCGCAGAGAGGUGGCCGACAGAGAGAUGCACCUCAACAACCAGAAACAGAACAUCGAGACCCUGAAGACCACGUGCAGCAUGCUGGAGGAGCAGGUUGUGGAGCUGGAGAGUCUGAACGAUGAGCUCCUGGAGAAGGAAAGACAGUGGGAAAACUGGAGAUCCACCCUGGAGGACGAGAAGAACCAGGCGGAGCGCAGGACCCGAGACAUGCAGAGACUGCUGGACAACGAGAAGCAGAACAGGUUGCGAGCGGACCAGCGCAGUACAGAGUCUCGGCAGGCGGUUGAACUGGCCGUACGGGAACACAAGGCCGAGAUCGUGGCUUUGCAGCAGGCCCUGAAAGAGCAGAGACUGAAAGCAGAAAGUCUGUCUGAUACUCUCAAUGACCUGGAGAAGAAACAUGCCAUGUUAGAGAUGAAUGCAAGGAGCCUCCAGCAGAAACUUGAGACGGAGAGAGAACUCAAACAAAGACUCAUGGAAGAGCAAGGGAAACUGCAGCAGCAGAUGGACCUGCAGAAGACUCAUAUCUUCAGACUGACGCAGGGGCUGCAGGAUGCGCUGGACCAGACCGACCUGCUCAAGACGGAAAGAACCGACCUCGAGUACCAGCUAGAGAACAUCCAGGCCGUCUACUCUCACGAGAAAGUGAAAAUGGAGGGAACCAUCUCACAGCAGACCAAACUCAUCGACUUCCUGCAGGCCAAGAUGGACCAACCAAGCAAGAAGAAGAAGGGUAUAUUCGGUCGUCGUCGUGAGGAGGUGGGCGUCACUGCUAACGGUGCCACCGCCGUGUCGUCUCAGCCCGCCAUGCCUCUCCAGUACAGCGACAUGAAGUCGGCGCUGGAGAAAGAGAGAUCGCGCUGCUCGGAGCUGGAGGAGGCGCUGCAGAAGAUGAGGAUCGAGCUGCGCUCCUUACGGGAAGAGGCGGCUCAUUUUAAAGCGCAGGAGCACGUGGCUCCGUCCACGCCGGCGUCGGCCCGUCAGCAGAUCCUCAUGUCAGCCAUCGUGAAGUCUCCGGAGCGGCAGCCCAAUCCCAGCAGCCUCCUGAACCCGUCCACCUCGGCCCGUCGCAAAGAGAGCUCCACGCCGGAGGAGAAGAGGAGGGUGACGUUCGAAAAGUACGGCCGGCGUGUGAAGGAACGAAUGCACCACAACAUCCCUCAUCGCUUCACAGUGGGGCUGAACAUGAGGGCGGCAAAAUGUGCUGUCUGUCUGGAUACUGUUCACUUCGGCCGACAAGCUGCAACGUGCCUGGAGUGUCGUACUCUCUGCCACCCCAAGUGUUCUCCGUGUCUGCCCGCGACCUGCGGUCUUCCUGCGGAGUUCGCCUCACACUUCACAGAGGCUCUGUGUCGAGAUAAAGCCAGCUCACCCGCCCUGCAGGUCAAAGAGGCGUCGGGUCACGUGCGUCUGGAGGGCUGGAUGAAGCAGCCCAGGAAUGGUAAGAGGGGGCAGCAGGGCUGGGAGAGGAAGUAUGUGGUUCUCGACGGGACUAAAGUAUCGAUCUACGAGUCCGAGCCAUCAGAAGACUCAGUGAAGCCGCAGGAGGAGUUUGAGUUGUGUUUGCCGGACGGUGAGGUGACGGUACAUGGAGCCGUCGGAGCCUCUGAACUCAUUAACACGGCUAAAUCAGAUAUCCCGUACGUGCUGAAGCUGGAGUCUCAUCCUCACACCACGUGUUGGCCGGGCCAGUCUCUGUACUUCAUGGCUCCCAGUUUCCCAGAUAAGCAGCGCUGGGUGGCUGUUCUGGAGUCAGUGGUCGCCGGCAGCAGAGGAUCCCGGGAGAAAACCGAAGCGGACGCGGCCGGUGUUAAACGUCAGAAGACUCUCUCGCCGCUGGUUCAGAAGCUGCUGGGAAACUCUCUGCUGAAGCUGGAGGGAGACGAUCGGCUGGAUAUAAACUGUACUUUACCCCUGACGGACCAGAUCGUGCUGGUGGGCUCAGAGGAGGGUCUGUAUGCCCUGAACGUCAUCAAGAACUCGCUCACACACAUCCCGGGACUCGACUCGGUGUUCCAGAUACAGAUACUGAAAGAGCUCGACAAACUGCUCAUGAUCACCGGUGAGGAGCGCGCUCUGUGUCUGGUGGACAUUAAGCGGGUGAAACAGUCUCUGGCUCAGUCUCAUCUGCCGGCGCAGCCUGAUCUCAGUCCCUACAUCUUUGAGGCGGUGAAGGGCUGCCAUCUCUUUGCUUCUGGAAAGAUUGACUCUGGCAUGUGUAUCUGUGCCGCGAUGCCCAAUAAAAUCACCAUCCUGCGCUUCAACGACGCGCUCAACAAGUUCUGCAUCAGAAAGGAGAUCGAGACGUCCGAACCCUGCAGCUGCAUUCACUUCACAGGUUACAGCAUCAUCAUCGGCACCAAUAAGUUCUAUGAGAUUGAGAUGAAGCAGUACGUUCUGGAAGAGUUUCUGGAUAAGAACGACGUGACGUUGGCCUCGGCUGUGUUCGCCGCCUCCUCCCACAGUUUCCCCAUCUCCAUCAUCCAGGUGUCCAGCGCGCCGCAGAAAGUCGAGUAUCUGCUCUGCUUCCACGAGUUUGGAGUGUUUGUGGACGCCUACGGCCGCAGGAGUCGCAGCGAUGACAUCAAAUGGAGCCGCCUGCCUCUGUCCUUCGCGUACAGAGAGCCGUACCUGUUUGUCACGUACUUCAACUCUCUGGACGUCAUCGAGGUUCAGAGUCACUCUGCGCUCGGGCCACAUGCUUACGCACACCUGGACAUUCCCAACCCACGUUACCUGGGUCCCGCCAUCUCGUCCGGCGCCGUGUAUCUGGCCUCGUCCUACCAGAACAAGCUGCGUGUCAUUUGCUGCAAAGGCAAUCUGAGCCAAGAGGGAUCGAGCGCAGAACCACAGAGAAACGGCUCCACCCGCAGCCCAAACAAGCGCGGUCCUCCGUCCUACAACGAGCACAUCUCCAAGCGUCUGGCCGCCAUGCCCGCCGUACAGGAGGGACUCCACCAGCCCGGGACGCCCCACCGCUACCGCGAGGCUCGCACAGAGUUCCGGCGGGACAAGUCGCCCGCGCGCCCCCUCGACAGAGAGAAGUCGCCGGGCCGGCUGGAGAGGUCGCCCGGGAGGAUGAUGGACCCUCGGCUGGACCGUUCGCCGGGCCGCGUCAUGGACCUGCGCAGGGAGAGGUCGCCCGGCCGGGCGUUUGAGGAGCCCCGUCAGAGACUGCACACGGGAUCGGCACGAACGCCCAUCAACACUGUUAACAAGCAGGUGUGGGAUCAGUCGUCGGUGUAAGUGACGUCUUCAGAAGAACCACACACAGGAAGCACGUGUCAUCAGAUCCCGUAUGGAUGUGGGAAAUUCACAGCACAACGUCCCGCACCACAUGACCACACAGAUCUGGCCAGCGUUUACUAGUGCUAACAUUUCUAAACAACACUAACACACAGACGGGAGGACGGGAGUUUUGCCUGUUGUUUGUCUUGAUUUUCCUGUCCUUUCUCUUUUUACUUCCUUCUGUUUCUGAUGGAAGCUUGUUUCUGCCACAGAAUACAAAAAUAAGACUUUUUAAUCUUACAAUUCUGACCUUUUCUCACAAUUGCAAGUUUAUAUCUUUCAUUUGCAAGUUAUAAACUCGUUAUUGUUUGAGUUUACAUCUCGUAAUUCUGAGUUUACACUUCACAAUUUAUACUUCUUUUUCUUCCAACAUGGAAAAAGAGAAUUAAAUAGGCAUUUUUUUUCACAAUUCUGACUUUUUUUCUCACAAUUGCAAGGAAAAAAUAAAUUCAAAAUUGUCAGAUAAAACAUCUUGCAAUUCUGGCUUCUUCUUUUUUCACAGAAUUUUAAAAAAUGUUAUUUUUAAAAUUCAGACUGUCCUCAGAAUUACGAGUUUAUAUCUCACAAUUCUGAAUUUCGGGAAAAAAUGAGUGUGAGAUAAAGCCGCAAUUACCUUUUUUAUUUUUUUAUUCCAUAGUUAAAAGAAAAAAAACAGAAUUGCGAGAUCUUAGAACUCAGAGAAAAGAUAUAAACUUGCAAUUGUGAGGAAAUAGUCUGAAUUGUGAAAUUAAAAUAACAUUUACCUUCUAUUUGAAGUUAUAAACUCAUUAUUGUGAGUUUACAUCUCUGAAUUCUGAGUUUACAUUUCACAAUUCAGAUUUCUUUUGCUUCCGACAUGGAAAAAGGAAAUUAAAAAGGUAUUUUUAAAUUUUUAACUCACAGUUCAGAGGUUAUAUCGCGCUGAAUUGCGAGGAAAAACAAUCUAUAUUUUCAAAAAGUUUACAUUUCACAAGUCUGGCUUUUUUCACAGAAUUUUGAAACAAAAUGUUUUAAAUGUAAAACUGUUCUCAGAAUUUUGAGUUUAUAUUUCACAAUUCUGAAUUGCAGGAAAAAUUUGCAAUUACCUUUAUUUUUUUCAUUCCAUGGUGAAAAGAAAAAAACAGAAUUGCGAGAUUUUAGAAUUUAUAGAAACUUGCAAGAAAUAAACUCGCAAUUGUGAGGAAAAAAGUUUUAUUUUUUUAUUCCGUGGCAGAAAUAAGUUUCCAUCGUUUCCUCUUCCUUUCCUUGACUCUCUCCCUCUCUCUUCCCACACUUCCCACAAUCCCCGGCGACAGCGUAGCGUCCGUCUCGACGGAAGGGAAUCUUUGUAAACCUUCAGAAUGUCACAUGUGACCCUUGUAAAUACGCCCACAGGAUGUUUUUUAUAAGACGAUAUCAAAGCGAAUCGCGAGGCGGGUCUAUUUUUGUUAAAAACGAAGCGCGAGGAACUGGUUUGUAACGCGCCCGACUGGAUGUCUCAAUCUGAACAUUUUGCUUGAAUCAAGCUGGCGUGUUUUCGUCGUGUCACGUACCGGCUUCUCCAGCUCCGGUGUUCGGUGUCGUGUUGGGAGCUUUACCCAGAACUCUUGUCGUAGUAUAUCGUCUGCUUUUCUCAAUAGCACAGACCGAGAAUGCCAUGAUGAACUCAGGAUCAGAAUGUAUGAAUCCUAAAGGAAUCGCUCUCGUAUCUUUCCACAGACGAAGUGCCCUGUAAAGCAGCGAUCGACGCUAUUUCCGCGCAGCCGUGAUGAUGUAUUGAGCGCGUUCAACUCCAUUCGUGCGGUGACGUCUCGUUCUGUCGCAUGGAGACGUUGUGACGGGUUUGUUCUGUUCCCGCUUCUCAUUUCUGUUCCCUGUAUAACUUGAUGCACUUCAUUCUGCGCUAAUCGAUGCUGAUGUUAACCCACUGCUGACCAGAGAUGUAGCCUUUCUUGUUUUAUCUUUUUUUUUCUUUUUUUUUUUUUUUUUUUAUGAUUAUGGUCCAAUAGCAUUAUCUAUAGCCACUAAUAAACAAAAGUUCUAUCUUUA